AUGGGCCUUUUUUCUCGGCUGCGACACAGGCAUCAUCACCACGAGGAAGAAGAAGAAUACUCAGCAGGAAAAGACCAUGUUUCCAAUGAGCAAGAGCUCAUUGUCGAGCAGCAGGAGCAGCAGCAGCAGCAUCAGGAGAGGAAGCCGGAGAAUGAAAUGCUGUUGCCACUGGAAGAGCCAAUUGAGCCCCCAGAAAACAUCCUCCCGAUCAAGUGUCCGCAUCCAGAGCCGUGCAUCGUUCAUGAUGGAAGGAUCUGGAAGGAGCGAAUCGCCGCAAAACGCUCGAGCAGCGUUGGAGCAAACACAAAUGGAAGAACGCAUCACUCUCGAGCUGGAAGCAUGCGUCUAGAACUUCUUCCGCGCAACCAUGUUGGUGUCCAGGCCGCGCACACUCCCGCAUCGCCCACGGUGAUAACUUCGUACAGCGCUCCAGAGAAAGCGUUAAUAACGAUGCUGGAUUAA
This is a messenger RNA of Selaginella moellendorffii, 462 nucleotides long. RefSeq lists its product as uncharacterized. Lineage: Eukaryota; Viridiplantae; Streptophyta; Lycopodiopsida; Selaginellales; Selaginellaceae. The record is from RefSeq and is a predicted model, not a curated record. Bases 1 to 462 code for a protein of 153 amino acids. The transcript is spliced from 3 exons.